AUGGAGAAACUACCAUUAACGAUGACUAAUGAAGAAUAUCAGAAGUUUGCAACCAGCGGCUAUUUUGCUAUGCGACGCUCUGAUCGCUUUUGGUCAGGCGUGUGGUCAGAUAUGACAAUUGAAACCACAUUGAUGCGAUCACUCAAAAGCCCUCGCAUAACUGGAGGCAGAGGUGUUUUGCACAGCGUACUCACCAAGUGGUUAGUUGGUAUGAGUGCAACUCAUGAGGUAUGCACUUCGCUUGAAGAGUUUGCUGUAGUCAUAUUCACGUCAAGUGAACAACACAAGGACCUUGGACAAGCCCGCAGAAGUAGAGAUACAGCAGACAUUGUCAGACAAACCUGA
Macrosiphum euphorbiae (potato aphid) is the source of this 345-nucleotide messenger RNA. Lineage: Eukaryota; Metazoa; Arthropoda; Insecta; Hemiptera; Aphididae. The record is from the annotation of a GenBank genome assembly.